Conger conger (European conger) is the source of this 585-nucleotide messenger RNA. Its product is annotated as myosin-binding protein H-like. NCBI's taxonomy places the organism in Eukaryota, Metazoa, Chordata, Actinopteri, Anguilliformes, Congridae. The record is from RefSeq and is a predicted model, not a curated record. The transcript is spliced from 4 exons. The coding region runs from base 1 to 585 and encodes 194 amino acids. Gene Ontology annotation, molecular function: protein binding.
AUGGGACAGGAGUGGUUCACGGUCCUGGAGCACUACCACAGGUUGAGUGGCACCAUCUCUGACCUCGUCAUGGGGAACUCGUACGGCUUCCGUGUCUUCGCUGAGAACAAGUGCGGCACGGGCAAGGAGGCGACCGUCGCAAAGGGGCAGGUCACUAUCGACAAGAUAGGUAUCGAGUACACACCCCCGGAGUACCCAGCCUUUGACUUCAGCGAGGCUCCCAAGUUCACGGCUCCCCUGAACGAUCACGCGGCGACAGUGGGCUACACCACCAGGCUGCUGUGUGCUGUGCGCGGGACCCCCAAGCCCAAGAUCGAGUGGCUGAAGAACCAGAUGAUCAUAGGCGACGAUCCCAAGUUCCGGCAGAUCAGCAACCAGGGUGUGUGCUCCCUGGAAAUCCGCAAGCCGUGCAGUUUCGACAGCGGGAUCUACACCUGCCGGGCCCGGAACCCCCACGGGGAGGCCGCCGUGGCCUGCAAGCUGGAGGUCAGACGUGAGUCACCGCAGUCGGCCCGUCUCAUUGGACCAGGACGGAAGCCGUCCUCCUUUGAACCUGCUGAACCAACACCGAGUCUGGCCCUGUGA